AUGACAGCGUUACAGAUAGCAGCGGACUUCCUGGAGCCAAUUGUUAAGAAAUGGGACUUUGAAGCAAAGCCACUGAUCCUCUCCGUCUCUGGUCCUCAAGGUUCUGGUAAGUCGUACCUCUCGUCGAAGCUUAUCGAGCACCUCACCAGCGAAUACCCAAAGCUUAGAUCGAUCACGAUCUCCAUUGACGAUAUGUACGUUGUGAACGCAGAGCAGGAGAAGAUAGCCAAAGAGAACCCAACGAACCCGCUGGUUAGGGGCCGUGGAUUGCCUGGGACACACGACGUUGAGAUGACUUUCAAAGUCCUGACCCAAUUGGAUAACAAGGAGGUCGGGUUCACGAUUCCAACCUAUGAUAAGAGUGCACACGGUGGUGCCGGUGAUAGAGCACCACCGUCCCAAUGGACAAAGAUCGAUGAGCCAGUGGAUAUCGUUGUUCUCGAGGGUUGGUUCAACGGUUACACCCCAAUCAACGAUGGAAGGGAAAUCGAAAGACGCCGUGAGGCAUCACCACUUUUGCAACAGUACAAUCUCGAUGAUCUGUACAACUUGGAUAUUUUGCUGGACCAAUACAUCAAGAUUUGGGGAUUCAUCAACUACGACAUCUUCUUCGACACCGAUGACGUUAACAACGUCUACGAAUGGCGUAAGGAACAAGAGCACGAGCUCAUUGAGAAAAAGGGAUCGGGCAUGUCAGAUGCAGAGUUGAAAGACUUCAUCGACAGAUACAUGGUUGUCUAUGACCUUUACUAUGAGGACUUUGUUCAGUACGGUGUGCCUUCGCUGCCAAAGAACAGUCAUUUAAGGUUAAAACUAAACUUGAAGAGAGAGAUUGUUGAAAGUAAUAUAUUUUAA
Williopsis jadinii is the source of this 855-nucleotide messenger RNA. It is a transcript of the gene TDA10, whose product is annotated as putative ATP-dependent kinase. The transcript has a single exon. NCBI's taxonomy places the organism in Eukaryota, Fungi, Ascomycota, Saccharomycetes, Phaffomycetales, Wickerhamomycetaceae. The record is from RefSeq and is a predicted model, not a curated record. The coding region runs from base 1 to 855 and encodes 284 amino acids. Gene Ontology annotation, cellular component: cytoplasm.